GUUUUACAUGUGUUUUGACAACAUUUAUAUAAACAAUUUUUAAAUUCAAAAAUGUUGAUAUUAUUCCACUACAUUACAAUUUUAUUAUAUCAGCUAAUGAGACAUAGAAAAAGGAUAAAAUGCUUACAUGCUAAGAAACAAAAUUACAACCAUAUGAUGUGUAAUAAUAUGUAUAUGUUUAAUACUCGACCCGAAGUACAUAAAUAUCGUAAAUUAUUUGAAAUAGUGGAGGACGAACGAUGGAAUCAUAGAAUAGAGAAAUUAGUUGAUCUCGGUAGCGGUAAUCUAAGUAUUAUAUACACUCUUUUAGAAGUAGAAAACUUAAACCAAAUCCUGUUAGUAGACAUAAAUGAAGAAUUAUUAAGAGAAAGCAUAUCCAGUUUAGAUCCUCAUGUAUAUUUACCUCGUUUAAGUAAGAGGUAUAAACACUUAGAUAUAAGUAUAUUGGCUGGAAAUGUUGCGGAUUCUGAUUAUAGGCUAUUGAGGAGUGAUGCAGUUACAGCAGUUAAUUUGUUGGAAAGUUUAUAUCCUGAUGCUUUGGAUGCUUUACCAUACAACAUAUUCACUUUUAUAGAACCAAAGAUCGUGAUAUUUGUUACUUCAAUAUCAACAAGUUUGAGUGAUAUUUCCGGUAAAGACCUUAGGUUUAUGUGGUCUAGACAACAAUUUGAAGACUGGUCAAACAAUAUGAAGAUUCGUUUCCCUGAUUACAGCUGUCAUUUUGAAGUGAUCCAUACACCAAAAAAGACGGAUUUCAGUUGGUUACAACUUAGUGAGAUCUCCGAAGUAGCUUUAUUUUUGAGGCGCGACCUUCUGGAUCCUAAGUAUACACUCAAGUCAUGUUCAACACAGUGUCUCUGUCGGAUUGAUUCACCCUGUCGAAUUAUCUCAUCAUCAUCUAAGAUGUUGUGUCACUGUGUAUGCCCACUUUGCUGUCCUUCUCUCUCCUUCGGCGUCUGCAACUACCACAGUGCCACCAAGUCAGCGUUGUUCCUCAACGAAGAUAGUGACUACUCUCCUGAGAACCCAGACUUCAACAUCUUCUAUAAGCUGGUGGCACAUAGUGUUCUGCCAUUUGAAGACGAGUCUAACAGCGAAAAAACACAUGUCGAUCUUACAUCUGCUGGAGAAGACAGGCAUACUGCAGUAUCGUGUGGCGAGGAAGAUAUCGAAGCAAGCUAUUUGAAGGAGACUAGAGGACUCACUGAACAAGAAUUGCUGAAAAUCCUUCUAGAGCAGGACCUCAAGUUUGAAGAAUGCCGAUUAGAGAAGAACUGGGAGCCACAUCAUCAGUAUAGUGAGUGCGCUACAUCGUCUCGCGCGUAUGACAUGGAUGAAAUCACCAGCAAUACAGAUGCGCCUGAUUACGAUAGUGAUAGCGUGAAAAAAUCGCCAAAACAUUCACCUUUAGAUUGGGAGGAGAACGAGAAAAAGAAAUUGUCAAAUGAAAGCAACAGUAGCACAAAAGAUAUUUCAGCGCCAGAAACAAGUGGCAAAGUCGAAGCAACAGAUCAGAAACAGGACGCUUUGGUCGACUCUGGUUAUCAGAAGUCUCCAUCACCUAUAGAAAGUUCACCAGUAGAUGACUUAGAAGAAACUGAUCUUUUUGAGGAAUCAACUAGCACGCCAAGUGUUGAAAGUGACGAUAACAAGGUGCAUUUGAGGAAAGCCUCUGGAGCAAUGGAGAAACCUCAUGUUACGCCUCUUCAGCCGGACCUCGCUAAGUUCAAACUUGACGUCAAUAGAAUCAACGAACUGGACAAGUUUCACAACAUUCCACCAGGGAGAACAUUUUUUAAUCACUUGCUGAAAUCUCAAGAUGCGUCUAAGCGAAGUUUUCUUAAAGAUAAAGACUUACCUGGCCCUUCAAGCGUGCCCCUAGCACCGCGCAAGCGCAAAAAGUACAAGAAACCCCCAGGGGCUGAUACCGAAGAGGACAGCCCCUUCGACGAUUGCAAAUCGAUCACGAAUUGCCUCAUCAAAAACACUCUAAACAAAUUGGAGGUUAACGAUGCGGACGAAGUGAGAAACAGCGGCCGGGAUGACGUCAUCGAGUUCAACGUGGAACCGGAAAUGGUCGUCGUGGUGGGGGAAGAUGUGGAGCCACAAGAACCGGAAGUCGUAAUAGUGGAAGUGGCUGAACAGGUAGUGGCCGUUUUGGAGCAACAUCUGGAUGCUGUGCAACAGGGUGAAGCACAACCGGUCAUGGAGAACGGGGAUCUGGCGAAUAAUAAUAGAGAUAUUGAAGGUAAUAAUUACAUAGCUCCAGAAAAUCAGGAAAUCGUCGAAAACGAUAUCGAAAACUUCAAUCUAGUCAUAGUGGAACCUGUCCAAGAAAUACACUUGGUUCAAGAAGUCUUUAAUGUGCAUGAUAUCGCUGACAACAACAAUCACAAUGCUGAAGACUUACAAGUAAUAGAAGACCCGGCCGUCUUAGUUGAAGGGGUGGGCGAGAACGAGAACGACCAAAACAACGCUGCCCAUCAAGACGAACAAGAGCAACCGGAACCAGCUGGAGUCGCCAGAGCCAGCAGGGAGGCGCUGUUUGACCCCAACAGCGAGCCUGACCUUCUGGAGGACGUAGAUCUGCCUAUCCUGCAGGAGGAACCCUCCGCGAUGGAGGAUAUUGAAUUGGUCGAUGUGAUCGAGUAUGGGAACAAUAUUGUGCUGAUCGGGGUUAGGCCAAAUCCAGAGGAUCCAGAUGCACCUGUUGACGUGGAUGCUUUCCCCAGAUGGUUGCUUCAAAUUUUGGGAGCGCAAGCAGGCCAAAACGAAGAAGAUGGAACACUGGAUGCUUCGGAUGGGCCUCAUUUCUACUGCCAAGGAGACGGGUUAGGCAUCCAUCCAUCGGUUAUAGCUGUCGACGCUGAGGAAGAUGAAGAAUCAACGCAAUCUUCUAAUUCUGGUGAAUAUGCUGAUGUAGAGCAAGAACCGUCAUCACAAGACGCCGCCUCCCUGCCAGAGGAGUCUCAAUCUUUGGUGGAACCCACGACCAGUAUGCAAGAGGACAUUGUAACGGUUGCUUCAGUAGAACCGACCACAUCCCAGCAAACAGAAUAUUUUGAUUCUGACACUGCAGAACACCCGGGCGAUACUUGAGAUGUCUCAUCUUUCUGGCCUGUGUAGGCCCGGAACGAAUAAAUGUCAUGUCAAGCUGAAUAUCCUGUAUAUUACCCGUUUGUCUCUUGAUAAGACUGAGUUUGAUCUAGUACAAAACGAAAUAAAGCAUUCAUUCUUA
Molecule: messenger RNA, 3238 nt
Organism: Acanthoscelides obtectus
Lineage: Eukaryota; Metazoa; Arthropoda; Insecta; Coleoptera; Chrysomelidae
Source: the annotation of a GenBank genome assembly